CGUCGACAACAGCAGUCGGACGCGAACCUUCGACGCGAGCGGUCGCGCCCACACCUCAACACCCAACGGAACUUUACGUUACGUCAUUACUCGAGGGUGAAAAUUUUUAGAUCGUAAAUAAUAAAGUGUCUCCUUCGGGGAUGGUAUCGGAAUUGGUUCUGUGUGCGAUGGUUCGAUGAAUGAACUGGUGAAAUGGUGCGGCGGCGGGAAGCGCGUGCGAGUUUCGCGCGAGUUUGCACCACGUUGUUGUGGUUGUUCACUUGUUUCAACGAUCUGUACGCAGUGAAAAUAGUGAAAAUCGUAGUGCCCGAAAUAAUACAAUACGGUGUUCAGGAUGCGGUGAUUUUGGACUGUGAUUACAAUGUGACGGGGAACAACACGGCAGGACUUGUUGUCAAGUGGUUCUUUAGGAAUAAAACUAGGCCAGUGUACCAGUGGAUCGCGGCGCAAAAGCCCCAGGACAUGGGCAUUUUGAGGGGCCGCGUCGACUUGACGUAUAGAGCGUCGAGUGAUCCCUACAAGAUGCAUAGGGCCAUGAGGAUUGUGAAGCCCAACACAGACAUUUCUGGUGAAUACACGUGUGUAGUGUCCACCUUCAUGGAGGAAGACCAGAAGACGAAGCAGAUGAUUGUUUUUGUGCCGGAGACGAAUUUCCGUCUCAUACAGAACAAGACGGACGACGACACAGUGAAUGUGAUCUGCGCGGCCGACGGCGCAUUCCCGGCUCCCAACCUCACGCUCGCCACGCCUGAGAGACGUCUGGACGGCGUCAUUCACAACCUGCGCAUGGUGAACGGGCGGUAUUCGGCCGUCGCGUCGGUGACGCUGCAAGACGGUGACCUCCCCUCGCCGGCGGAGUUCAUCUGUACGCUGAGGAUACCGCAAGCCAAAUACGCUGUUAGAAAAGAAGCUAUUUACUAUCCAGGUCCCAUCAGCACCACACCAGAAGUGCCAACAGCAGCUGACAUGCAGCUGGCAGCCGCUGUUGGGUCUAAAGGAAGUAACAUUUACACACAGAUGUCGUUGGCACUACUACCGGCCGUGGCCUACAUUGUAUUAUCGUAAUGGGAGAACUAGAUAAACAACAGCAACUUACCAAAAAAAAAACAACAA
Plutella xylostella (diamondback moth) is the source of this 1113-nucleotide messenger RNA. RefSeq lists its product as uncharacterized. The record is from RefSeq and is a predicted model, not a curated record. Lineage: Eukaryota; Metazoa; Arthropoda; Insecta; Lepidoptera; Plutellidae.